AAGAAUAUUUUGAAGUAUCCAACAAUCCUAAAGCAGGAACUUAUCAUAAAAGUUGCUGGGCUGAAAUAGAAAAAGAACAGCAGAAUAGCAACAAUUAUCCUACUUGCCAAGAGUGUAAAAAGCUAAUAAAAGCAGGAGAAGAACGUGUCAGCGAAACUAUGCCUGAUGCUUUUAGCCCUCAAACUUUUUAUUAUCAUAAAGCUUGUUUUAAGAAAACACAAUGUUCUAAAUGUUCUAAUCCAAGGCUAGAAGAAGAAUUGCUAAGGAAUGCCGAAUACUAUCAAUCACUUUUUUACGAUUUAACUGAGGAAGAGAAAAGAGAAGGCAAACGAAGGUUAAAAGAGACGAUUGAAACUAUCGAAAGAGAUUUAUAUCCUGAAAGGAAUAAGGGUAAAGGUGGUUCGGAAGACUUCUUUUAUAGUGAUAAAAAAGUAAGAUAUAUUCCAGAAAUAGCGGGUAGAUUGAAAUUCUUAUCAGAUGAACAACAAAAUAAAACUCUACAAUGGUUUAGUCAAGACAUUCAUAAGUUCCAAAAAGAUGAAUUAGUAAAAUUUGAAGAACCUUUAGAAUUAGAAAAAGAAGUUAAGAAAAUAGAGACUAAACCAAAAAAAAGUUCUGCAAUGUUAGCGAAUGAACUAUUCGUAGAUGGAAUAAAGAAGAGUGCCUCAACUGUUUGUCGCCUAUACAAAAAGUAUGGUAUCUCUCAUCUAAAACCAACCUAUCAUUAUUCAGAGCAGCAAGCACUUUUAGGCAAGAUUAAGCCCUUAGUAGAUACCAUUAGGAUUUUGCCUUCAUCCCAAGUAUUGGCUGAGGAUGAAUGUGCUUUCUAUCUAAAUGAGGCACCCCGAAGACUUUAUGGCUUAAAAGGAGAAAGGAUUAUUUCUUGGAAGCCUGGAAACAUC
Messenger RNA from Racocetra persica, 902 nucleotides. The record is from the annotation of a GenBank genome assembly. Lineage: Eukaryota; Fungi; Glomeromycota; Glomeromycetes; Diversisporales; Gigasporaceae.